AUGAGGCUCUGGAGAAACUUCCCCAAAGCCCUCUGCAUCGGGCUGACACUGGUCAUUGUCAAUAUCCUUCUGGGAUUUUAUCCCAAGGGGAUUUUACAAAACUUGAUCCUGGGUCAACUCCAUGAGAAGCUCCCUCUGCCUCUGUCUGAGUCUGAUGGGUCAAUGAUAAAGAAAAUCUCUCGCUUGGAAAUGGAUUUGCAGCUUCUGAAAGAAUCUAUGAAAUUGGCUAAGAUGGAGCAAGAAAAGGUUGACAACCCUCUAAAGACAGCAGUGGAAGCCAAGGCGAGUAAGACAAAGCAGCACAGACCUUACAAGAAACUCUUCCCCUACUCAUGGCUCUUCAAGCAGUGGGGGGAAGAUCUCUCCGAGGCCCAACAGAAAGAAGCCGAGGACCUCUUCCAGAAAUUUGGUUACAACGUUUACCUCAGUGACCGCUUACCCCUCAAUCGCAGCAUCCUGGACACACGAGAUUCCAGGUGUCUUCAGAAGACAUAUUCUUCCCAACUCCCAUCCCUCGGUGUCAUCCUCAUAUUCAUGGAUGAAGCUCUGUCCAUUAUACUGCGGGCCCUCACCAGCAUCAUCAACCGGACCCCCGCUCGCCUGCUGAAGGAGAUCAUCUUGGUGGAUGACUGCAGCUCAAAUGGAGAACUACAGGAAGACUUGGAUAAGCAGAUUAAGCUUCACAACCAGAAGCAUCCAGGAUUGCUGAAGAUAAUACGGCAUACCGAGAGAAGAGGUCUUGCUCAAGCACGCCACACUGGCUGGGAAGCUGCCACGGCUGACGUGGUUACCAUCUUGGAUGCUCACAUUGAAGUGAACAUUGGGUGGGCAGAGCCCAUCUUGGCUCGGAUUCAGGAAGACAACACCGUGAUUGUGUCUCCUGUGUUUGACAACAUUCGUUUUGACACUUUCAAGCUGCUGAAGUAUGAGGUGGCAGUUGAUGGGUUUAACUGGGAACUCUGGUGCCGCUAUGAUUCCUUGCCACAGGCCUGGAUUGAGCUGCAUGAUGCCACGGCUCCAAUAAGGAGUCCUUCCAUCAUGGGCAUCCUGGCUGCCAACAGGCUCUUCUUGGGAGAGAUUGGGUCCCUGGAUGGUGGAAUGCUGGUCUAUGGAGGAGAGAACGUGGAACUUAGUCUGAGGGUGUGGCAGUGUGGAGGGAAGAUCGAGGUCCUGCCCUGCUCACGGGUGGCUCACCUGGAGAGGCACCACAAGCCCUACGCCCAGGACCUGAGCCCGGCCAUGAAACGCAACGCGCUGCGAGUGGCCGAAAUCUGGAUGGAUGAGUACAAAUACAUGGUCUACGCCGCCUGGAACAUCCCCGUCAAGAACUCUGGAAUCAAUUACGGAGACAUUUCCUCCAGAAAGGCGCUCCGGGAGAAACUGAAAUGUAAAACUUUUGACUGGUAUCUGAAAAAUGUUUAUCCACUCCUGAAGCCAAUCCACAACAUGGUGGGCUACGGAAGAAUGAAAAACUCACUGGAUGGAACCAUUUGUCUAGAUCGGGGACCUGUUCCAGGCCACACCCCCAUUAUGUAUUCUUGCCACGAAUUUGGUUCGCAGAAUGUCUACUACCUCCUAACUGGGGAAUUCUAUGUGGGACCCUUGAUUGCACAGACAGAUGCUGAUGAUUUCUGCUUGACGGACCCUGGCAUAGGGGAGCAGCCCACUUUAGAGCCAUGUUCCAAGGCAGCCAAAAAUGGACUGCACAUACAUUGGAAUUUUCGGCAGGGGGGAGCUGUCAUAAACAGAGCCACCAAAAGGUGCCUGGAGAUCACAAAGGACACUUCAGGGACCUAUGUGCUUGUGCUGCAGAUCUGCACCACACAAGUGUGGGAAAUACAGCAUACUCUCAGAAACUGGGAGUCCCAUAACGGGACCAUCCUAAGCGAGCUUUGA
Choloepus didactylus (southern two-toed sloth) is the source of this 1896-nucleotide messenger RNA. RefSeq names its product polypeptide N-acetylgalactosaminyltransferase 8 (gene GALNT8). The coding region runs from base 1 to 1896 and encodes 631 amino acids. The record is from RefSeq and is a predicted model, not a curated record. Gene Ontology annotation, cellular component: Golgi apparatus. NCBI's taxonomy places the organism in Eukaryota, Metazoa, Chordata, Mammalia, Pilosa, Megalonychidae. The transcript is spliced from 11 exons.